Lates calcarifer (barramundi perch) is the source of this 3174-nucleotide messenger RNA. RefSeq lists its product as uncharacterized. The coding region runs from base 1440 to 2861 and encodes 473 amino acids. Lineage: Eukaryota; Metazoa; Chordata; Actinopteri; Centropomidae. The record is from RefSeq and is a predicted model, not a curated record. The transcript has 8 exons.
GUGUGUGUGUUUAUGAUUUGGACAUAUAUGUUGCACAUGUUCAUGCACGUGUGUACAUGCUGAGUAUCCUGUAACUUUACUCUCAUUCUAUUCAUCCACCACCAUAUUCAGUCAUUUUCAUAGUUUAACAAGCAAAAAAUAAUCUAAAUCUUUCAAUGAAAAGUAAAAAAAAAACUUACAUAAUCUGUUUUUGUGAGUCAGAUCAUUAAUGUUAUUAUAAAGUCAAUGAAGUUGAUUUUCAUGUGCAGCAUGUGCCAUAGUUUGUUCCAUCUGUGAACCAAGAAACAGAGGCAAACACUUUCAUCUCUCUCCUGCUGUCAAUUACAUCAUUUCUUUUGUUUCUUGGGGGUAAAAGGAAAAUACUCUCCAUCCUCCUUCACUGUAAUAGCUCUUUCCAUUAGUCUCUCAGUAAGUCAGAGCACCUGUCUCUGCUCAGUCCUCACUCUGUCUUACAUCCACAGCCACCAGGGUGCUGUUUUAUCAGUCCCUUUACGACCUGUCUGCUUGGCCUGUUCAAUACGCUACAUGUCGGAGCAGAUGUAAAUGGCCUUUUAGGACACUCCUCUCUGCACUGGAGAGCUUCUACAGGACACAGUGGCCGGUGUGUGGUUUUGUUUUACGUCCCUGCAUUCGUGUGUAGGCUUUUAGAAAGAAUAUGUGAUGGUCUUGAUGAUGUCUGAGAGGCUUUGGAUGUAAAUGGGAGUUUAGUUGAGUUAAUGUUUCCUCCAACUGAAAUAACAGAUACACAGCAGACAGAGAUCCUUACACCACAGAGGAAUUGUCGGUAUGAAGAAGAUGAGAAAAGUAAUUUUAAAUUUGAUUUUUAUUGAGGAAUGAUUUGUUAGCUGCAACGUAAAACCACGCAAAUGUUUUCCACUCGGCUACGCCAAGACGGUGUCAUAAAGCACCAAUUUAUCUUACACACCCUCUGACCCUCUUCCUCCUUCCUCUCUGCCUCUGCAUUAUGGGAGCGGGUGGUUUAAAAACAGAGGUAUUUACGACUCAGCACUCUCCUCUAGAGUUCCUGGAGCUCCACAAAACAUGUGGGACUGGCAGUGUGACACCGCCGGUUUAAAGAUAGACAGGGUUUUGGUUGGCUAUCUGGCUAUUUUGUAUCAGGAUCCCUCUGUCUGUCUGCACACCUGCCUGUCUAUCUGUCUGUCUGUCUGACUUGAGCAGUUAAUGCAGGACUGAAUAUUGUAUAAGUGAACUGGGACUGUGAAACUGUUACUUCAGAUCCUUUACUUAAAUAACAGUUGAACAAUGUGAAAAUACUCAUACAAAAUACAAGUAAAAAUCUAAAUUCAGACUUAUUGCUUCAGAACUAAAAGAAACUGUCGCCAUCUAGUGGUCAAAAGGUGUAAUCAGCCAAUUUUAAGCCACAGGUGAUGAAUCAGUGUUGAUUAGAACACAGCAGCUCCACCUGUUGAAGAGGGAGAAUGGAGGAGACAAAAGCAGAACUUUGUACAGAGGAGCUGCAGCUUUUUACUUUAAUUUUUGAAGUCAAGAGAACUUCAGACAUGUCAGAAGUUCUGAGAGACACCGAUCACAAAGGGAAUUGCAUCCCAUCAGGCAGACACCUGGAUUUUUGUGAUGAAGAUUCAAAUGACCAUUGUGAGGAACCACAGCAGAACACGGAGGCAGGCACCAGAGAGCAAGAUAAUGACAAGCACAGGACAUUUGAUUUUAACACUCCCCAGACUAAAACAGAAGACAUUUCCAAGCCCAAUCACCACAACCCCAUGCUGAAAGGGAUGAAGGGCUAUCAGCUGACAGCAGCUGACUUGGCAUUUAUUGAAAAGAUGAAGGAGGAGAAACUUGUUAAAAAACUGCAGGGAGACCUGGCAGAGGUGCAGAAGUUAUUGAGAAGGGAAAUAAUGGCCUUGCAGCGGGCGUUUGCUGCCAGAGAGAGGGAACAGGCUGGACUCAACAAGUUCCCAUCCUGUGAGGAGCUUGCGAAGUGGGUACAUGUGGUCCUUGAAAUGACAUCGCCAUCGACUGAGUUAACGGACCUAGAUACCAAGUCUCUCCUGGCCAUGGUAACAAAAGAUGACAUCCAGAGAGCCAUGGACAAGAAGAGGACUGAAAUCACUCGGAUGCAGAAAAUGAUGGCAAAGAAAAAGAAAGAGGCGGAGGCAGAGAGAGGGCAGCUUGAAAAACAAAUCGCUGCUGAACAGCUGAAGGUACAGGGAUUGAUGAACCAGUUAUCCAACCUGAUGUCUGAACUUGUGCAAGAAGAGGAGGUCUAUAAAGCUCUUCAGUUGCAGAUAAAGACCCAGGAAGAAAUCACAGUGGAAGCAGAAGAAACCUCUGAGAAGCUACAGGAAGCCAAAAGCCAAGUGAAACAUGGAGGAAAGGAAAGAAAAAAGGUUGUCAGAUUUAGAGAGGAGAUACAAGACACAACAAACCAAAGUGAAUCAACGAGGAGUAAACGCACAGACCAUAAAAGAGACAGACAGGCCAGCCUGAAAGAUCAUCAUGUAAGCAAAAACACAAAUGAAACUUUGAAGACAUCCGCAACUAAGCAGACAAAACAGAAUUCAGAAGCUGUGACAGAGAAACCAGCAAAGUCAGUUAAAGCAGCCAGAGGGCCACAGAAGAACAACGAAGAGCAAGAAUCAAAUUCACAAGAGUCUGUGCGCGCUGUGAGAGGGAGAAGAAAACUCCCUGGAACCGCACAGACCACAGCUACACAACCAAAAAAUCCAGGCAAAGUAAAAAGUGUCAGGGCUCAGUCCACGUCGCAGCAGGCCGCUCCCUCACACAGCAGAAAGAAAGCUGCUGUUGCUCCAGAUGAUGCUGGAGAGGAGGCACAAAACACUGGCCUGAGAAGAUCCAAGAGAAUAGCAAGCAGGAGGUGAAGGUAUGUUAGCAGCUCAGAUACUAGGUGCAGCUUUAGGGAUGGCAAUGUUGAGUCCACAAUGAAAUAUCUGUAACUGUUGGAUGGAUGAAUCCUUGCACCUUUGUUGAUCCUGACUUUUCCUGUAGCACCACCAUGAGGUUGACUUAAAAAAAACUAAUGACAUUUCCAUCAGUCUCAGCUGUACUCUGUGUUCAGUGCUUAUUAGAGCUAUUAACAUGCUAAUACACUAAACUGAGAUGGUGAUUGUAUCUACAAUGCAACAUGCAAAUGUUAGAAUUGUCAUAUUUGUGAUUUUAGCAUGCUAGUGUGUG